Bursaphelenchus xylophilus (pine wood nematode) is the source of this 1179-nucleotide messenger RNA. Lineage: Eukaryota; Metazoa; Nematoda; Chromadorea; Rhabditida; Aphelenchoididae. The record is from the annotation of a GenBank genome assembly.
AUGGCGCGGCUGAAUAAGAUCGUUGAUGAGCUCGUGGAGACAGAGAAGAGUUUUGUGACUGAUUUAUACCGCAUUACUGUGGUAAGCUCGAAGGGUUUGUUAUAGCAUCCUUUUCAGGGGUUUUCUGACUUCUUUAUCAGCCAAGAGAAACCUUUCAUUGAAAUUCGGGAGUUGCUGAGCGUCUUGAAUAAAAUUCGGAGAUUCAAUCGUAACCUACUCAGGGAAUUCAAGAGAGCGGAUUAUGAUUAUGGAGCGGUAGGUGCAAUUAUCUGUGGAAUUGUUGCAUUUUUUUUAUUAUUUCUAGAUUGCUACGACGUUCUUGAAGAAUCGAGAAGGAUUUGCCGUUUAUUUCAUGUAUUGUAUACAUUAUCCACGGUAAGAGAAGGUUUUCAUCACAUUGUUGGUGUCUUUAGGGCCAUUGAUAGGCUGCUGCUGUUGAAGAAGAAACCUUCAUUUAUGGAACUCCUGAUGAGACAGCAGAUGGAAGCCGAUGUUAUAUUACCCUUGGAAAGUUAUCUUCUCAAACCAUUUCAGAGGAUUUUGAAAUAUCCGUUGAUUCUUAGAGUAUGAAUUAUGUUUGAUUUUCUAAAAUUAACCUUUAAAAAUUACAUUUGAAACCUUUUAUAGAAGAUGAUGGAUUAUUUUUAUGAAUCUGAACAAAUUUUUUGGGAUGACUUUUCUGACCUGAAAGGAGCUCAUGAUCUCAUGGUCAAUCUUUCCAGCCAACUUAACGAACACAAACGGAAAUUGGAAGAGGUAAGACGCGGCCUUUCUGUGAAUAAAUACAAUAGUCACGGUUGUUGAUUGAUACUAGUCCGUCCGGAAAGUCGCCGGACGGAAAUCGGCGACGUGCACUGUGCAAGAAAACUCAGGGUGCGAGCGACAGCUGGAAAAAGCCUAUUGCGCAGUGCAAAAAGCCAAAAAUUGCACAGUGCAAAGUGAACUUUCGGUUUCGCGGAGUGCAUGUCGCCGAUUUCCGUCCGGCGACUUUCCGGAAGGACUAGUAACAUUGAUUCAUGACUUCAGAAACAAAGUUCUCUUAUUCGCUCGCUGCCUCAGAAGUUGGAUCUGCCUCGUCGAUGGAUUGGCUGUUUCAAGAUUUCUUCCAACCUCGUCAAGAUCAGGCGAACCCAAUCUGCCGAGUCGUUAUGUAAUCUCACCGUAUAUGACAUCUCCUGA